This is a messenger RNA of Penicillium soppii, 738 nucleotides long. RefSeq lists its product as uncharacterized. Bases 1 to 738 code for a protein of 245 amino acids. The record is from RefSeq and is a predicted model, not a curated record. The transcript has a single exon. Lineage: Eukaryota; Fungi; Ascomycota; Eurotiomycetes; Eurotiales; Aspergillaceae.
AUGCUCCCGGGCACCAUUGGAGGCGGUAGUAACGCCCUGUAUACCAAGCUCCCGGUGAUCACGCCUGGGCCGGACUGCAAUGCCCGGCUUGUUACCUUUCAUGGUGGCAGUCAAGCAGGAUACACUUCCUUUUUCACUAUGCUUCCUGAAGCGGACAUCAGCAUCGUUGUUCUGACAAACUCGAUCGGACUCGCGGAUCCAGCUGGCUGGAUCAACGAGCUCUUAGUAGAGACCAUGGUGGAAAGUGCAAAUCCAACUGAUUUUGUUCAUCUUGCCACUGAGGCGGCUAAAAAUGCCAUUGCCGGUAUUCCGAAGAUGGAGGAUAGUCUCGAGCAGGAUCGAGAGCCCAAUGCCCCUCCCACGCAUUUGCUAGAUGACUUUGUUGGGCGGUACAUCAACACUGGACACGAAUUCAUCGUGGAAAUUAGAAAGAAAGAUGGCUCCACGCUUCAAGUCGCAUUCCAGGGCCUGGAUUCUCAAGUGUGGGAUCUGCGUCAUUAUCAGCAUAACACCUUUAUAUGGCUGUCUUCCCGAGACCAUAUCGUCAAACGGGCUCGGUUCCCGUAUGCCGGCAAGGAGGUAUACACUCUCAUCUUCCAAAGCGGUGCGGAUGGAGCCGUAGAAGGACUCUUGUGGCCUCAUGAGCCGGGUCUGCCCAUCGAAGAACAAUACUUUCACAAGCUUGGCGGAGCUAGAGCGCCUGAAAGUGAGGCGCAGCAACCUCUAAGGGCAGUUUAA